Messenger RNA from Galeopterus variegatus (Sunda flying lemur), 1107 nucleotides. RefSeq names its product mitochondrial amidoxime-reducing component 1-like. NCBI's taxonomy places the organism in Eukaryota, Metazoa, Chordata, Mammalia, Dermoptera, Cynocephalidae. Gene Ontology annotation, cellular component: mitochondrial inner membrane. The record is from RefSeq and is a predicted model, not a curated record. Gene Ontology annotation, molecular function: pyridoxal phosphate binding; nitrate reductase activity; molybdopterin cofactor binding. Gene Ontology annotation, biological process: nitrate metabolic process.
UAUCCUGUGUUUUGAAGAUGGCAGGUUUUGGCUUGUGAUCAAUAAGGAGCGGAACAUGGUUACUGUUUGCCAGGAACCUUGUCAUUCCCUAACCUGUGAUGGUGACACCCUGACUCUCAGUGCAGCCUACACGAAGGACCUGCAGCUGCCCAUCAAAACACCUACCACGAACGCAGUGCGCAAGUGCAGAUAUAAUGACAAAUGUGAUGCUCACUCAGAUGCCAGCUCAUUCUCCAUCCUUUCUGAGGCAUCGUUGGCGGAUCUCAACUCCAGGCUGGAGAAGAAAGUUGAAGCAGCUAACUUCAGGCCCAAUAUUCUAAUCUCAGGAUGCGGUGUGUAGGCAGAGUAUUCUUGGGAUGAAUUUCUCAUUGGGGAUGCGGAACUGAAGAGGGUGAUGGCUUGUUCCAGGUGCAUCUUUAUCACAGUGGACUCGGACACCGACAUCACAAGCAGGAAGGAGCCGCUGGAAACACUGAAGAGUUAUCUCCAGUGUGACCCUUCUGAGCAGAAGUUGUAUGGAAAAUCGCCUCUCUCUGGACAGUAUUUUGUCCUGGAAAACCCAGGGACAGUGAAAGUGGGAGACCCCAUGUACCUGCUGGGCCAGUCAUGGAACCAUAUGUCCUGGGAUGUCAGUUGCCUUUGAAAUAUGUCCUCAAAAAUGACAACACUUGGGUCGCGGUGUUUCUGCAUGGAUACUGCAGCCUCUUCUUUAGAUCUGUGAUUUCUAAGCUUUUCCUCUCUUGGACUUCUUGUGUCUCAAUGUUUUCAGGGUCUCAGUGAACAAAGCAAAGAAAUAUGGUCUUGCUAACUUAGUAGGACUUCAGUAAGUCACUUAAAUGACAAGGCAGGACUCUGAAAACCCCUGCUUAAUUAUGAUUGCGGAGUAAUUCUUUGUCCAUCCACCCACCCAGAGGGCUAAACUUCAUCAUCUCAGUACCACUCUUCAGGGAAAGAGAAGAGGAAGAGUGGGUGAGCCAGAAGAAUGUUCUGGAAGUUUUUAUUACCCCUGUGUAUUGGACAUUAAGGUGCAGUGUUGUCUAAGCUGCUGCUUGAUGUUGUUCAGGGAAGUGUUGGCGCCCUUCUUAGUGUCAACACGUGAGGAAAUGG